This is a messenger RNA of Leptopilina heterotoma, 1084 nucleotides long. RefSeq lists its product as uncharacterized. The record is from RefSeq and is a predicted model, not a curated record. NCBI's taxonomy places the organism in Eukaryota, Metazoa, Arthropoda, Insecta, Hymenoptera, Figitidae. The transcript has 6 exons. The coding region runs from base 107 to 877 and encodes 256 amino acids.
GUAGAAAGUACGUUUAAGGGACUAUAAGCACCCUGUUGCUAUAAGAAAAGAAUUGUGAUCUAUUUCAAAAAAGUGUGUGUUCCAUUUCAAGAGAAAUUUGAGAAAUAUGGAAAUGUCAACAAAUGAAGCUAUAGAUGCGGUGGAGUUUUGGGACAAAACAGUAGAAUUGAUUGGAUAUGUAUCAAGCGUUGUGCCCAGAAGAUCUGCCGGCAAAACCGAAUGUUUCAAAUUUUAUUUAAAUAACAAUUAUGGAAGGAAAAUCCAAUGCGUUGUUUGGGGGAAGGAUGACAUUGACGUCUUGCAAGAUAAAAUUGGAAAAAAUGCGAUUCUCCACAUUGAUGGAGCUUGUGCUCGAGUUCCAGCAAAACCAGAGUACAACUAUGGAAAUGUCAGAUUUGAACUACAAUUAUCUGCUAAAACAGUCAUAAAUCAAGUAGGGAUGCAUGCAAUUGAAGAUGUUGAAUCGUUCGACCUUAAUGUAAUAUUACUCGCAGAUGUUAUUCAUCACGAAGGAGAAAGAUUAAAAGUUUUCGGAUAUCUAAAAAGUAAAUUCGUGGAAGAAAAAGUAGGCACUCUUAAAAACAUUGGAACAUACGGCUGUGGAUCUAUAACGGAUGGGGUGUACAAAAUGGAAGUCCGUAUUGCAUCCUUUAAAAACACAUUAAAGUGUAAUAAAGGAGAUCCUUUGCAUUUAAUUGGUCAGAUUAACACACAAGGGGCAAGAAUUUUUCUACAACUUCAAACAGAAGACGACAUUGAUGUUUUAGAAGAAAAAGGAUUAUCUCUUUCUCAAGUUAUCGGCGGAUUUAGAGAAAUGAAGAGAGUCAACUCAGGGCAAAUCACGAAAGAAAAUGCAGAAAUUGAAGAAAAGUUAUAAUUUUUUUUCGACAUCAAUUCAGUAACUUUUUUUAUCAACUCAGGGCAAAUCACAAAACAACAUUCAGAAAAUUAAAAAAAAUUUAUAAUUUUUGUUUAAUUUGAUAUGAGCCAAAAUAAGUGAUUUUUGGUAGAUAUAUAAGUACAUUUUUUUCCCUCUACAAUAUUUUUCAAAAAAAAAUUAUUUUUGAAGUAAUCAGGUGUUGAA